CCAGCUUCUUCGCAGCGACUGUCGCCAGACACUUGCGCGCCGACUUCUCCUGGUACAGGAUCACAUCGCCACACGACACGAUUCGAAAUAACUGAUUCCUGUACAACACACCUCCCAAGGCAUCGGGAUGGAGGCGCACUGACGCGCAGCCGAAGAACGAGCACGAGAAAGCGUACCCAUUGGAACUCCAUCCAAAUUGAUUAUUCAGUAUUCACCGACUUGCUGAGAAAUGGAGUCUACCACCGCGAUUGGGCUGAGUCGGGAAGCGCGCAGCAUACAUGCGGGGCUCAAAGUACUGUUGGGGCGGGACGUCUGGGCGCCGGCGAAUUUCAGGGAGGCGGAGUUUCAGCGGAAGAAUCUGCGGCGCCGAUACGUCCACCUACUCCUUCUGCACGGGCAGGAGGAUGAGACUCGCGAAGCAGUCGCGCAUCUGUGGAUGCAGACGUCGUAUGCGUUCAUCGGGCUAUACAAGGCGCGCCUUGCGCGGUACGCCGCGAACGCGAGCAGCAACGGCAAAAACACGAAUGCAAACACGAAUAACGCGAAUGCGAACAAUGCGAACACUGCUAACAACGGCAGCAAGAACACAGCGCCGACGGGGCACAUUGUGGAGACACGCAAGCUUCAGCAGCGGCUGCGGCAGUUUCUCGCUGAAGAGGAGCGGUUUUAUCGGGCGCUGGUGCAGCGGGUGCAGCGUGCGUACGGAGUCCCAGGCGAGCUGUUGCCCGGCGGAGAGGAUGAAGCGCCGGAAGGGGACAGGAUGAAUCAUUUUGGAUUCCCAGGGGGCGGAGUUGGUGGAGAGGGCGAUGAGGAAGAGAAGAGCGACGGAGAGAUAUCCAGCCCCUUUGUGGCUGUGGGGCAGCGGACGUUGAGCAAAUUGUUGAUUUGCCUUGGAGAUAUUGCGCGGUAUCGCGAACAGUACCGGCCUGUGACUGUUGCUGCUGCAGGGAAAGGCCGAGGGCAUGGUCGCCGGGCGAUGGAGCAGAGGAUGAACUUUUCGCGCGCAAGAGCGCUGUACUUUGCGGCGCACGGACUGAAUCCGGGAGAUGGGAAUGCAGCGAAUCAGUUGGCUAUUUUGGCUGGUUACGAAUCAGAUACGCUGGCUGCUGUCGGCUGGUAUCUGCGUGCAUUGUGUGUGGCCACCCCCUUCGAGACAGCAGCAGAGAAUCUGGCGGGUGUGCUGGCCAAAGCAUUGCCAAACGCAAUUUCUGCGGCGAAUAGCAUCGGAGGCGAUGGCGAUGGACCCCCGAAAGUGCGGAUCGACCGGUUCCGGCGCGAGGUGGUGUUUCUACAUGCGCUGUGGAGCAACGACUGUCCACCGGGAACGGAAGCACUCGCGAACCAUUUGACAGCGAGUUUCGGGCGGCUCGUUGCGGCCCGUGCUCUCCCGGAGGAAAUGAUAGUACGUGUCGGGGUGAUGGCGCAGGGUGCGGUGUGGCGGUGUCGCCCCGACGAAGCGACUGCGCAGCUGACACAUGUUUUUGCGCUGCAUACGGCUCUGUUGAACGUCGGGGCGAAGGAACUGGCCGAAGUUGAUCCUCAUGUUGCGUCCGGGUCUCUCGCGGAACGGAUCAGCGCUGAAUUCCGGCGGACUUUGCCUGCGUUGCGGGUGAGCUCGAAGUGGAUACUUGCGAAUUGGAGCUGGGUGCGCGGUUGUGUGAAAGACCUGGAGAUGUUCUGGAGCGCAUAUGCUCUGUUCAUCAGGCUUCUGGGGCGAACGUUUCCGGUGGCGAUGCUGCCUGUUGAAGAGGAGAUGGAGCUGGAGGAGGACAUGGAUAUGCGUGCGUGGUUGCCGCUGGGUGGAUUGAUGGGCGUCUUCAACAGCAACAAAUACAAGACGCCUCCGGAGCAAGUGCAUCCCAAUGUGGAGCAACUCAUGCGCAUCGCAGAUUUGCUCAGAGAUGGGAAAAAGGUCGUGGAAAUGGAGAACUCGCCCCUCGCAGUGUAUGGUCGACAGGUUGUCGUGGGUUUAGACGGCCCUACGUCGGCAACCGCGCACGAGGAAGACCUCGCUUCUGAAACCACGGACGACACCAGCACUGCCCUUUUGGAUGAGGCAUUUUCUUUCUUGCAAGCGGAACCGCAGGACGAGGAUGAGGAGGACGAGAUCGUCUGGGACAUCCGCACCAAGGACGUUCCCGUCGCUGCAAAGCCGAUGGCGCCCAUUGGAACACCUGCGAGAACCGGGGUUCAGUUGCCAAGUGCGGACCCUCCACCGAGAGUACUUCCUGCGGCACAAACACAAAACCACACGCUCUCCCCAUACCGUAUCCCAGCGCAAGCGCCUGUUUCUGUUCCCGGCCCCGCUCUUCCAAUGCCCAGCCCGAUUGCGCCCCCUCAGGACAAAAUUGUGAACCCGACGACUGCCGAAGACCUGCUCAAGGGUUUCUUGCCAGGGGCUCUGGGGCCGGGUCUGUCAGAGCUUCGGCAGCCAGCGGCAUUGGGCUCGGAUCGAGCGCGUCACCAGCGCCAGCAUCGAUCUGGGCGGCUUCGAGGGCCGAGCAAGUCCAGCGCCUAUCCCCAGCAGCAGCUGCAGCACCAAAGAUUCGGCUCGCAGGGCACAAUCUGGGCGGAGCCUCCCCUGGCUCAUCAGAGGACUGUCUCCGGGAAUCAUGCGAUGUAUGGUACCUUGGGCUCAGGUAGUGGCGUGGGCGUUGCUGGUCAGACAUUGUAUGCGACGGGCCCUGGUGCUGCAUUUGCGAUGAGUGCGAAUCCGGGGUUGGCUCACACGCGACUACCGUCGACGUCGACCCUCGGCUUCCAGGGUCAGAUACCGGUCCAUCAGCAGCAGCAGUACCAGGGGUGGGGGAAUCUUGGUGGUUAG
Molecule: messenger RNA, 2824 nt
Organism: Mycena citricolor
Lineage: Eukaryota; Fungi; Basidiomycota; Agaricomycetes; Agaricales; Mycenaceae
Source: the annotation of a GenBank genome assembly